Lates calcarifer (barramundi perch) is the source of this 1284-nucleotide messenger RNA. RefSeq names its product transmembrane protein 100. Bases 219 to 653 code for a protein of 144 amino acids. The transcript has 2 exons. The record is from RefSeq and is a predicted model, not a curated record. NCBI's taxonomy places the organism in Eukaryota, Metazoa, Chordata, Actinopteri, Centropomidae.
UUGCAAGGCCUCAAGUUGUGACGUAUUUGAUAAAGCCCGCAGCUCUUGGGCUCCUUGCUCCCAUUUCUACACCCAUUGUCCAGAGAGAAAGUCAGCAGCACCUUUAGGUCACUUGUCACAGUUUCCACUGACAUCUAAACUCCUGAUUCAACACUGAGGAGUAAGAGCAGUGCCUGAAAAAUCUCAUUUGACCAUCUGACAAAGGAAUUAAUACAGACAUGACAACCAAGAUGGAAAUACUUGACCCUUCAGCUCUAUCAGAUGUCACCUCUACCGUCACCUACAACCCUAAAUCUGAGACAGUGACCUUACCAGGAGGGCUCACCUCAGUGGCGGGCAUCACCGUGGUGACUGGAGGUACUGAACUGUCCUGUGCAUCCUGCAUGCUGGCGUUUUGUUUUUGGAAAACUCUCAUCGGCUUCAGUUGUAUAGCCGUGGGCCUGUGGGACCAACUGAGCCAGUCUAAAGGACACACUUCUCACCUACUGGGACUGGGAUUGGUGAUUCUGGCGAUCAGUUUCGUGGGAGUGGGAAGCGUGGUGGUGUAUGACCUCCUGACAAAGAAGGCCAGAGAGAUGACACGAGAGCAGAGGGAAGAUGGAAAAGAAGUUCUUGUAGAGAGUGGGAGGGUUAUUAAAAAAGUCACAGUAUAAAAAAAGACAUUGCAGAAUAUAAGCUAAACUGAUGAAACACACAGUCGUACUGGACAGGAAAAAACCUUCCUGUUGCGCUCACUCCCUGUCAGCACCACUCUACCUCCUCCUGUUCUCCCCUUUAUCUCUCAAUCUCAAUGCAAUUCCUGUUAUCCAGGGAAGCUUAAGAUAUUCCUUCAAUUUUAUGCUACUUUCUACUUCUACUCCACUACAUUUUAAGGGAACUGUACUAUAGCUUAUCAUCAGCUGUGAUUACACAGAGCAGAUACACACAGAACACAUGAGCAGCUUAUGAAAUAUGAUUUGUUGUGUAUGAUUUUUUGCAGUGUUGUAGAUUAAGCUACCCAAUAGUAUAGUAAAUAAUGAAAAAUAUAAUAACUUCAUCCAGUUUCAAUAUUUAACACAUAAAUACACCAGUAAUAAUUGUAUAGUAUAACACUCCAAAAGGGGACAAUUUGCUGUCUGAUAAGUACAGUUUGCUUGUAAUACUUCUGUAUUUCUACUUCAGUAAAAUUGUGAAUUCAGUAUAUUUACUAAUAGUAUAGUGUUUUUAUUUUGAGGUAUUGCUACUUUUGCAUGUACCAUGCAGACAGAUCAUGUAGAGUAUGCAAUAAAUGGACAAUAAAAUGCA